ACCUGCAGUAACCGUUCCGGUACUGUUAGAUCCCCUCUCUCUGUGAAUAGUGAACACAGAUAAAGAGAGAGAAAGCGAAAAAGAGCACAGUGAAGAAGAAACGAAUCCACGCCACGUUCCAGAUCUAUACACUACCACUCCUCACUGAUCCUCCAUCAAUGGCUUCGUGACAAGGAAAUCGAACAAUUGUGAUCGGUCCUGGUUUUCAUUUCGUAGAAUCAAUUUUUAUGUGAAUUCGAUUUGAUCUGUGGGAAUCCGAUCUCUCUUUUUUGGUGUUAAAGUUGCAUAUAUGGACGCAGAGGCAUCUCUCGUGAAGAUUGUUCGGAGAAGCAAUUGGAUCAUAUGAGGUAUUCACUUGCUUGUAUUGGUUCUUCUUCAGCUGUCAAUUCAGAUGUACAAUUUUUCCAAUCUUGCUGUAACAAGGAAUUUUCCCUCAGAUUUACACAGGUGAGCAAGGCGAGACUUAAUCCUUUGAUCCAAGAAAGUACUGUUUUGCAUUUCUACAAGCUUGGCAGAGGUGGACACAGGUUAUCAUGGCUGAAGGUGAAGGAGAGGACCGUAUUGAGCUUAAGUUCCGCAUAUUUGAUGGAACAGAUAUAGCACACAGUAAUUACCCACCAUCUACCACAGUGGGUACCCUUAAGCAAAGGGUAAUUGAUGAGUGGCCUCAAGACAAAACAGUUACACCGAAUUCAGUAAAUGACCUAAAACUUAUACAUGCUGGUAAAGUUUUGGCCGAUAGCAACAAAACUCUUGCUGAUUCCAGAAUAACUUUUGGUGACAACCCCACUGGUGCUAUUACCAUGCAUGUUGUAGUACAGCCUCCGGUAGCAAAAAAGAAGACAGAUAAGAAUCAGGAUGGCAAGAAAAAAAUGAAUUCAUGCUCUUGCACUAUCCUUUAGAGUAGGAAGAAUACGUUGUGGCUGCGCUUCAAGAUAAGGUUGCACUUUUCCUACUUUUAACUCUUGGGAUGAUGGUAUAGGCUGUGCGCUAUCCAAUGGCAUUGCAUUGGAUUUUAUCAAAUCGUUGUUGCUUGUUUGCUUCUAUUGUUGUUCAAUUCAUUUUUCUAGUCAUUGUCUUAUGAGUGAAAAUCAUAAAUUAACUUAGCAUUGUAAAACUCCAUCCUCAACAAGUACAAUAAGCAGGCCACAAACCUUGGCCAUGUGUCCCGAUCAGGCGGCCCCAGACAUUUGAUGACUGCACAUAUAUACUUUGAGAAAAUCUCCUAACCCCCCUGUUUCUGUACACAUGAUUGACUUUCUUCAGAAGCACUGAGCGGGUGUACCACACUACUACCAUACUAUAAUUUUUUUGUUGGUACAUACUACCAUAUAUAGUAAACAUACACGUUCAGUUA
Messenger RNA from Lotus japonicus, 1357 nucleotides. Its product is annotated as membrane-anchored ubiquitin-fold protein 3-like. Gene Ontology annotation, molecular function: protein binding. The transcript has 5 exons. The record is from RefSeq and is a predicted model, not a curated record. The coding region runs from base 534 to 902 and encodes 122 amino acids. Lineage: Eukaryota; Viridiplantae; Streptophyta; Magnoliopsida; Fabales; Fabaceae.